This is a messenger RNA of Motacilla alba alba, 2230 nucleotides long. It is a transcript of the gene PDE1B, whose product is annotated as phosphodiesterase 1B. Bases 178 to 1821 code for a protein of 547 amino acids. Lineage: Eukaryota; Metazoa; Chordata; Aves; Passeriformes; Motacillidae. Gene Ontology annotation, biological process: signal transduction. The transcript has 16 exons. The record is from RefSeq and is a predicted model, not a curated record. Gene Ontology annotation, molecular function: 3',5'-cyclic-nucleotide phosphodiesterase activity.
CCCGCCCCGCCCGCCGGUGCCGGUGCCGGUGCCGGGGCCGGCUCGGGGAAAGUUGCGGCGAGCCCCGGGCGCGGAGGCAGAGCCGGCGGCCGCGGGGGACCGGGGCGCGGCGACACCGGGCGCGGCGACACCGGGCACGGCGACACCGGCGGCACCGGCCGAGCAUCCCCCGGGGCGAUGGAGCCGCCGCGGAGCCUCCCGGGGCUGGAGCGGGAGCGCGGCGCGCUGGACGCGGCCGGAGGGUGCCCGUCCCCGCUGGACGCCAAGGCCGUGCCCGGCAGGAAGGUCUGGGUCAAGCUGCGGGCGCUGCUGCGCUACCUGGUGAAGCAGCUGGAGGCGGGCGAGGUGAGCGUGGAGGAGCUGAAGCGCAACCUGGAGUGCGCGGCCUCGCUGCUCGAGGCGGUGUGCAUCGACGAGACCAGGCAGGUGCUGGACACGGAGGACGAGCUGCGGGAGAUGGGCUCGGACGCGGCCGUGCCCUCCGAGGUGCGCGACUGGCUGGCGGCCACCUUCACGCAGCAGGCGCGGGCCAAGGGCCGCCGCGCCGAGGAGAAACCCAAAUUCCGCAGCAUCGUGCACGCCGUGCAGGCCGGCAUCUUCGUGGAGAGGAUGUUCCGCCGGACGUACACGGCCGUGGGGCCGAGCUACUCCUCCUCCGUCCUCAACUGCCUGAAGGGGCUGGACCAGUGGUGCUUUGACGUGUUCUCGCUGCACCGCGCGGCCGAGGAGCACUCGCUGCGCACCGUGGUGUUCGAGCUCUUCACCCGCCACAACCUCAACAGCCGCUUCAAGAUUCCCGGCGCGUUCCUGACGUCGCUGCUGGAGGCGCUGGAGGGCGGCUACGGAAAGUUCCGGAACCCCUACCACAACCAGGUGCACGCGGCCGACGUCACCCAGACCGUGCACUGCUUCCUGCUGCGCACCGGCAUGCUGCACUGCCUGUCCGAGAUCGAGCUCCUGGCCAUCGUCUUCGCCGCCGCCAUCCACGACUUCGAGCACACGGGGACAACGAACAGCUUCCACAUCCAGACCAAGUCGGACACCGCCAUGCUGUACAACGACCGCUCGGUGCUGGAGAACCACCACAUCAGCGCCGUGUUCCGCCUGAUGCAGGACGAGGAGCUCAACAUCUUCGUCAACCUCACCAAGGACGAGUUCGCGGAGCUGCGGGCGCUGGUCAUCGAGAUGGUCCUGGCCACCGACAUGUCCUGCCACUUCCAGCAGGUCAAGUCCAUGAAGACGGCGCUGCAGCAGCUGGAGAGGCUGGACAAGUCCAAGGUGCUGUCGCUGCUGCUGCACGCGGCCGACAUCAGCCACCCCACCAAGCAGUGGGCGGUGCACAGCCGCUGGACCAAGGCGCUCAUGGAGGAGUUCUUCCGGCAGGGGGACAAGGAGGCCGAGCUGGGGCUGCCCUUCUCGCCCCUCUGCGACCGCACCUCCACGCUGGUGGCCCAGUCGCAGAUCGGGUUCAUCGACUUCAUCGUGGAGCCGACGUUCUCGGUGCUCACCGACGUGGCCGAGAAGUUGGUGACGCCGCUGGCCGAGGACGGCUCCAAGGCCAAGGGCAACCCCGCGGCCACCCAGCAGCCCAGCUCGCAGUGGCGGCAGCCGUCCCUGGAUGAGCACCUGGAGCUGGGGGACAUCAAAGCCGACCUGGCCGGGUUCCGCUCCACCUGGACCAAGCACAUCCAGGAGAACAAGCAGAAGUGGAAGGAGAGGGCGGCCAGCGGCAUCACCAACCAGGCGUCCAUCGAUGAGCUGUCCCCGUGCGAGGAGCCCGCGGCCACCGGCGCCCACAGCGAGAACGGGGACGUGGAAUAGCGGCGGGAGCAGCCAGGUCCUUGUUCGGCCGAGUGACACCGUCUUGUCUUCGACGCCAUCGAGUUCAGCACCAUCCGCAGGGCAGGAGCCCCCGGGGCCGGGCUCGGACCGGUGCCACCCCCGUGCCAGGACCGGUGCCAUCCCUGUGCCAGGACCGGUGUCACCGCUGUGCCAGGAGCCCCCCGGGCUGUCCCCUGUGUCCCGGUGUCACCGGUCCCUCACUGCCACCCCCGGCCCCCGCCGGGCUCGGUCCUUCGGGAUUUUUAAAAACGCUUUUCCCGCGCGGGAGGGGCUGGGCUGGGACGGUGGCACUGGGGACAGCUGGGGGGACACGCUGGGGACAGCUGGGGGUGACACACUGGGGACAGCCGGGGGGACACGCUGGGGACAGCCGGGGGUGACAGGGGAC